UUAAGGGUUUCACCUACGUGUAACAUUAUAACUUACCACCAUCAAGCGUCUCUGCUCUAUAUACAUAUACACAAUAGUCUCAUCAGAUCCAUCACCUAUACUAUAUAUAUUACACAGCACGAAGAGAGAGAAAUGUAUACAUACAUCGAGUAGUUAGUUCAAGAUCAAAGAUAGAAUCAGCUUAACUCAACUGAGCAUCAUGGGUCGAUCUCAAGAAAAGGGUCAGGGUCCGAUAUACAACAUGAGGUUAUCGACGGUGGGUGCAACCAGAGCGACAGAAACUGGUGCGACCCAUGAACCAACCGGUUUAGAUCUUGCUAUGAAGCUCCACUAUCUCAAGGCAGCUUACAUUUACUCGCCCGAGUUGGCUAGUGACUUGAGCGUGACACACGUGAAGGAGGCUAUGUUCAAGCUGUUCGACCAGAUCGCAUGGACCACAGGAAGGUUAUGGCGGAGAGACUCGGGGCGUCCGUAUAUCAAAUGCAACGACUGUGGUGCGCGUUUCGUCGAAGGUGAAUGUAAUUUCACAGUGGAAGAGUGGCUUAGUAAACCGGACCGGUCAGUUGAUGAGUUUCUGGUUUACCAUCAACCUGUUGGACCGGAGUUGCCUUUCUCUCCUCUGAUCUAUGUUCAGAUGACCCGGUUUAAGUGCAGAGGAUUAGCUUUGGGCCUGAGCUGGGCCAACAUCAUGGGAGAUUCAUUCUCUUUAUUCUAUGCCUUCAACUUAUGGGUGAAGGUCCUUUCUGGGGAAAAAACCUAUGCCCCGGAAACUUCUAUUAUAGACAGAAGGUUUCUGAAUCCAAAUCCAACGGUUAAAGACCCGGAAUCAAUAAAACAGGUUGACCCGGUUGGAGAUCUCUGGAUCACUCCAAACAACAAGAAAAUGGCGAGUUACUGUUUCAACCUCACCGUCGCCGCCGACCAGAUGUCACCACAUUUCCCGGCGAACGGAGAUGAUCAGAUUCCGGUGUUCGAGGUUCUCGCCGGAAUCAUAUGGAAAAGCAUAGCUAAGGUUAGAGAAGAUCCAGAGCCUUUAACUGUUACGAUCAUCAGAAAGGAUCCGAACGAUCUGAAACCUAUCAGAUCGAUUCGAAACAGUCAGAUGAUAAGCUCCGUACACGUGGAUUUUCCGGUGGCUGAAGCGGCUGUGGAAGAGUUAGUGAGAUGUAUGGAGAGAGCGACUGACGAGAGAUGUGGAAUCGAUGAGAUCGGAGAGAGCUGUGAUGGGAGUUUGGAUUUUAUUGUUUACGGAGCGAAGUUGACGUUUAUGGAUUUGAGUGAAGUCGAUUUGUAUGAGGCUAAAGUGAUGAGGAAGUCGCCGGAAUCAGUGUACUGUAACGUUGAGGGGGUAGGGGAGGAGGGAUUGGUAGUUGUUUACGCGGCGGCGAAAUCGGAGGAGAGGGUUGUGACGAUGACGUUGCCGGAGGAGGAGAUGGAGAGGGUAAAAUCGGAAUUCAAGAAAUGUGGUUUGAUGGCGCCGUGAGAAUCAACGGCUAAGUCAUAAGUAAACAUGAAAAGAUGAAAUGUUGUUUUUAUUUUCCUUUCGUGGUUUAAGCUUUAUGUGCUGCUGAAUUAUCUGUUAAACCUGAUUUCUGGUGCUAAAUCCUCGGUUAAGCGAGGAUUGUAACGUUGUUAUGAAAUUAUUAUAUAUUUAAAUUAAAUAAUCAUUCGUAUGGUA
Messenger RNA from Brassica napus (rape), 1678 nucleotides. RefSeq names its product protein ECERIFERUM 26. The coding region runs from base 200 to 1483 and encodes 427 amino acids. The transcript is spliced from 2 exons. Gene Ontology annotation, molecular function: acyltransferase activity, transferring groups other than amino-acyl groups. The record is from RefSeq and is a predicted model, not a curated record. Lineage: Eukaryota; Viridiplantae; Streptophyta; Magnoliopsida; Brassicales; Brassicaceae.